AUGCUCACUUUCCGAAAGGCGCUCAUUGUAGCCGCCAUUUUAAUAUCCCUUAUACUCUUCCUACGAUCCACCCAUCCCGCUUCCUCCCAGCCUUCCUCGCCGCUGGACGCAGCAGCCUACGACCCGAAUCCGAAUGAGAUCAUAAACGAGCACUCCGGUCAAGAGACGGACGCUGCACAACAACCACUGAGGCCUCCGGAACCACCACUCUCUGCGCCCUUACGCGAACGCUUGCACUAUCAUUUCCCUUAUAACUUGGAGGGCAAGUUUCCUGCGUAUAUUUGGCAGACAUGGAAAUAUGCUCCGGCUUCCAUUUGGUUCAGUGAAGACCUGCGGGGUCCAGAGGCAAGCUGGUCUGAGCUUCACCCUAGUUUCGUCCACCAGGUGGUCCCAGAUGAUACUCAAUAUCAUUUGGUAAAGUAUCUUUAUGGCUCCAUCCCCGAGGUGUUUGAAGCGUUCGACUCGCUACCCCUUCCUGUAUUAAAGGCCGACUUUUUCAGAUAUCUGGUGCUACUUGCGCGGGGCGGGAUAUACAGUGAUAUCGAUACAACCGCAUUGAAACCAGCUAGCGACUGGCUGCCGUCAAGCCUCGACCCGGCGAGCGUGGGAUUUGUGGUCGGGAUUGAGGCCGAUCCUGAUCGCCCUGAUUGGCAUGACUGGUAUUCCCGUCGGAUUCAGUUCUGCCAGUGGACUAUUCAAUCCAAACCCGGGCAUCCAAUCUUGGUGGACAUCGUGGCGUUCAUCACAGAGGAAGCGCUGCGCAUGAAGAAGGAGCAUAUUCUUAAAAAGGGUAAAAUGGAUAGGACUAUUGUUGAGUUCACGGGACCAGCCGCGUGGACUGAUACUAUCUUCCGAUAUUUCAAUGACCCCGAGUACUUCGAUAUCGACCCUGAAUCCACGCGCAACAUUACUUACGAAGACUUCACAAAUCAAGAUGGUUACCAGAAAGUUGGCGACGUUGUGGUUCUGCCUAUUACCAGCUUUAGUCCCGGUGUUAAUCAAAUGGGAGCAAAAGACGUUGAUGACCCAAUGGCGUUUGUCAAACACAGCUUUGGAGGAACAUGGAAAACCGACCCGUCUCUAUAA
Molecule: messenger RNA, 1086 nt
Organism: Aspergillus ochraceoroseus IBT 24754
Lineage: Eukaryota; Fungi; Ascomycota; Eurotiomycetes; Eurotiales; Aspergillaceae
Product: glycosyltransferase family 32 protein
Exons: 2
Coding region: 1-1086 (361 amino acids)
Biological process (GO): protein N-linked glycosylation
Cellular component (GO): mannan polymerase complex
Molecular function (GO): alpha-1,6-mannosyltransferase activity
Source: RefSeq, a predicted model, not a curated record